UUUCGAUACGUCACUAAGUUACCUUGAUGUUUUUUGAAAAUGAGCAGGUUCUUCAUAAAUGUGAAACUUGAUAGAUAGCGAGUAUUUGCGAUAGCUAUUUAUACGUACGGCAAUCGAAAGAAGACACGGACGUAAACAGGAUCGAGAAACAAGAAAAAUGGUUGUUUUAUAUCACCACACUGAUGCGGAAUCGGCCCAAAAAAUCCUAGAAUCCCUUUUACUGAAAAAGGCCAAAGGUGCAUUUGGGACUGGGGUGUACCUCACCAAAAUGGGCCCUGAUUCGUCAUUGAAAAAGCUUCUUGUGAAUAACUACGAUGACGACAUAUCAAAAGCUAAGAUGAAGAAGCUCAUUAAAGAAAGAGGAAGCAAAGCAGAAGUGUGUUUUGGACUGGGCAUUCCAGACGAUGUCUAUGACGAGUUCGUUGAGAAAUGUGAUGCCUCGGGAAGAGAUGUGUACAUCUUCAAGGGCGAUAUUACUCUAUCAGAUAUGGAUGACGUAGACUUGUACUACCGGCAAUAAUGUAAUUUGAUUGUCAUUCUUGACUUAAUUUGUGCUAUUAAUCACUUCUGUUUUCUUUGAAAAAUAUUAAUCGUUUAUAUGAAGCAUGAAAUUCCUGGACACAACAUACAAUAGACCAUAAGGCAAAACGUGAUAACAGCUUUGAGUGACCGUCUUGAAUUAAAUAAUAAUUAAACUUCAGAAACAUUAACAGGAUUUACAGUUUUGUUACUUUUCGCUAGUUUUAUCUAAGGCGAAAUAAAUGCAUAGAAUAACA
Dreissena polymorpha is the source of this 776-nucleotide messenger RNA. RefSeq lists its product as uncharacterized. The transcript is spliced from 4 exons. Bases 158 to 520 code for a protein of 120 amino acids. The record is from RefSeq and is a predicted model, not a curated record. Lineage: Eukaryota; Metazoa; Mollusca; Bivalvia; Myida; Dreissenidae.